This is a messenger RNA of Magallana angulata, 680 nucleotides long. RefSeq lists its product as uncharacterized. The record is from RefSeq and is a predicted model, not a curated record. The transcript is spliced from 4 exons. NCBI's taxonomy places the organism in Eukaryota, Metazoa, Mollusca, Bivalvia, Ostreida, Ostreidae. Bases 58 to 549 code for a protein of 163 amino acids.
GGUAGAGGCUUUCCGAAUGCUACCGUGGUCGCCAUAUUCAUCACCUUGAAGCUAGCCAUGGUGAACCCGGCGAGAUAUGUGUUUCAGCAGAACAUGUACGCCAGAAUUGGCAGAAUGUUCAGUCUGAACAAUUACCCAUACAUCAAGUCAUUGUUUCAACCGCCCCCAACACCACCCAAACGAUAUGACUUUUUACCCAAAGAGUUCAAAGAGGACCAGUUUUUGGACAAGGGCCUUCCAAUGAAUCGUUGUGCUGAAGAGUCUACAGAUGGAUUUAUGCCCGACUUGGCCUUCGCAAAAUAUGGCUAUUUCCGCUAUCAUUUCAACCAGUACUCAAUGCGAGGAUUGUGGCAUGUUGGUUUAUUUUUUGUGUUUGGAUGGGGAUUCAUUUUCUAUCUCGCCAAAUUAAAGUUUGGAAAGGUGAUUGACAGAGCCAACGAGAAAAAGAAGACAGUCAAUGAUGCUAUAAUGAAGCAAAAAGCUAUUGACUUUGCAGCAGAGCAAGAAAAUGCCAAGAGGGUUCUGGCCGAGAGAGCACUGACCUUAUAGACUCUAAUUACUAAAACCAUUACAUCUGUAUUUAAAUGUAUGCUUACUUCUCAAAGUGUUGAGACCAGUAAGUGUACUAAGAAAGAAUGGAUAUGUUUAUGAAAAAGUUAAUAAACUGAAUUAGUUUUGAA